AUGGAUUCAUCAACAGAACACCCAUUGUCAAACUUACACUCUAUUGGAGCAGACCGCAACCUUGGGUCAUCAACCUCAACCAACACACAACAAUCAGCAGCACCCUCAGCACCUUUAGCACAUUCAGUACCAGCAGCAAAGUGGAUUCAAGACAAUGAAGAAAGUGACAAUGACCAAAUUGGUCUUGUUCCUCACAAUCGUGAAGCCCAAUUUGGUGGAAACAAGUUGAGAGCACCCAGAAAAUUAGCCGAAGAAUCAGAGUACACAAAAGCAGGGAAAAAGAGAACUGUCGUAAAACGUAAAAAGAGAAGAUUAGAUGAAGAGAUAUCAGACGAAGAAGAAGAUCCUUACACUCUAGUCAACAUUGAAGGCAAGCCCAAUUUUUUCUUUCAUUCCAUUUUGAGCCCAAUUGAAUCACCCACUGAUAUUGUCCGCCGCCCUGCUCUCAGACGAAUUAUCCAGUCCCGACAGGUGGAAGGACUGGCAAAGACAGCAAUGGAGUUUAUCGAAGGCGAAAAGAACUUCAACAAGAUCCUGUGUCGCCUGUGUGCCAUUCUGCAUCAUGAUGACCCUCGAUAUCUUGACCUCAAAUUCGAAAGAACACCCGAAGAACGGAGAGCAAAACGUCAUGCUGGAUCAAAAGACAAUGCCACAAAAGAUAUACAGGAGAACAGAGCAGGAGGAUCCGGAUCAGGAUCAGUGGCAGGAUCAGGAUCAGGUCCAGGAGCAGGAGCAGGAACAGGUUCAGGUUCAGGUUCAGGUUCAGGAGUGGGACAGGCCAAGGUAGAUCAGAAUGGAAGAAAUUUAUCUGAAAGUGAAACCAAGAAAGAAGAUGGCGGCGAACCAACAUCCCACAUGAAUGAAAAGAUAUCUUCAAUGUCGGUAGAAGAAGGACCAUCUAGUCAAUCCAAUGAUUCUGUAGACGCUGAAGCACAGGAAGUAGUUCGGAGAGAAAAUAUCAAUUUCAGCAACGAAUACCUGUUACGCUUGCAAGGAGCCCGCGAUAAAUUAUACAAAGCACACAUGCAAAAAGAUGCUUUGUGGUCCCAGCUGUGUACAAUUGCUGACGAACAAGACAGACGGCAAAACUACCGUGAUAGUUCAAAUAUAGGAUACAACUAA
Phycomyces blakesleeanus NRRL 1555(-) is the source of this 1122-nucleotide messenger RNA. RefSeq lists its product as hypothetical. The transcript is spliced from 5 exons. The coding region runs from base 1 to 1122 and encodes 373 amino acids. NCBI's taxonomy places the organism in Eukaryota, Fungi, Mucoromycota, Mucoromycetes, Mucorales, Phycomycetaceae. The record is from RefSeq and is a predicted model, not a curated record.